AUGGACAAGACCAAGAACGCGAUGAGUCCCGAAGAGCAACUGGAGGACCUGCAGAGGCGAUUCACGCUGCUGGAGGGCGAACGCAAGGCGACGUACGAGACAGCUAAGCUCAACAUCCAGCAGAACAAGGAGAUCAUCACCCAGAUGAAGGAGGAAAACAAGACCCUGAGGAACCAGAUUGCCGAGAUUCGCAUCGAAAAGCCCGAGUCCUUGGAGAAGUCACUGGAGAAGACGAUGACCGAGGUCCAGAAUCUCCAGAGAAGGAUCGACCUCGUUAAGAACGAGAACAACAAGAAACGAGAGUACUUGGAUCAGUCCCGGACCCGGGGGUGUGGCCGACCCACCUGCCGUAACAUGGACACAGAUGUCUCGGACGAUGGGGUGGACUUCCCCCUGCCGGAAGGCGUCAAGAAGGAGAUCCUGAGCGAAGCUGCAAGCUCGGACUGGGCCAAGCCGCGCGAGGGCGACGAGGUCACGGUGCACUACGUCGGAACGCUCGAGUCCGGUGAGCAGUUCGCAAACAGCCGGGACGGUGAGGCCUUGACCUUUCUGCUGGGACGGGGCGAGGCGGUGAAGGCCUGGGACCUGGGGAUCCCAACCAUGCGAAAGGGAGAAGUGGCCAAGUUCAAGGUGGCGCCGGAGUUCGCCUAUGGCCCAGAAGGGUCUGAGAAGGUGCCGCCGAACUCCGCCGUGACCUACGAGAUUGAGUUGGUGUCGUGGAGGGCGAGGCUCGACUUAUUUUCGGAUGGGACGGUCAUCAAGACAGUGGUCCAAGAGGGAUCUGGCUGGAAGAUGGCGAGGAUGAAGGAUGAAGUGUGCCUCUCUCUCAAAGUGGAGAGGUCCGAUGGUACCACCUUCUAUCAAGUCGAUUCCUUCGAGUAUGUCCUGGGUUCCGACCUCCUUGGCCCCUGGUCAAAGGCUGCAGACCGAGCCCUGGUCUCCAUGAAGAGGGGAGGGCUGGCCUUGCUUCACUUUGCGAAGACCUUCGAUUGCGGAGCUGAGCCCCAAGAGCUCUCAGCCACGCUCACGCUGCAUCAGAUCUACGAGACCAGCGACAUCUCUUUCAAGAAGGACAAGACUCUGCUGAAGAAGCAAAUUGUCGAAGGGGAGGGCCAUGAGAAGCCCAAGGAUGGCAGCAAAGUUCGCCUCCGGGUGGAAUUGGCAGCCGAUGCUGCGAAGAAGGCCAUCCCAUGCUUUGAGCCGCAGGUCCUGGAGUUCGUAGCUGGCGAAGGCGAAGUGACCGAUGCUUUUGAGUUCUGCACAGCGGAGAUGAAGAAGGAAGAGAAGGCAGAGCUGCGGGUGCAGCAGCCGGCACAGGCUGCAGAGCCUCGUCUGGGCCUGGAGAAUUUGGGCGUGGAUGAAGUGCUCUUGACCCUGGUGCUAGAAGACUUUGAGCCCGCGAAGCAUGCUUUCAGCCUGUCGCCGGAGGAGAAGAUGGAGCGCGCAGCUUCCAAGAAGGACACCGGCACCAAACUGUUUAAGGCCCAGCGCUGGGCCAUGGCCACGAAGAACUACCAAGCAGUGUCUGACAUGCUGAGCUACAUGGCGAUUGCAGAGCUGGAGGGUGAGGCCAAGAGUAAGGCGGAGAAUCUGAAAUUGACCUGCAAUCUCAACUCGGCCGCCUGUCUGCUAAAGCUCCAGUGCUUCAACGAGGCAAAGGCCGCUUGCGAGCUUGUCUUGGAGCAGCAGGGCGACAACCUCAAAGCGCUGUUCCGCCGAGCGCAGGCAGAGAUUGGGCUGAAGAACUUCGUCGAAUGCAUCGCCGACUGCAAGCGCGUCCUCCAGCUGGAUGCCGACAACCGCGAUGCCAAGCUGUUGCUGCGUCAGGCGGCCACAGCCCAGAAGGAGGCCACCAAGAAAAGCAAAGAGGUCUAUGCCAGCAUGUUUGGCGCGGGCAGCGCUGAUGCCAAGGCCAGUGCCGAGGCCAAGCCCACGCCCAAGGCCGAGCCGAGGCCGCGGGCUGCAGCGACAGCCACAGCGCCGCCGGCGCCUGGGCUUCUGGGCUCGCUGUAUCAGCACGUGGCCGCAUUCUUCCACUUUUGGAACCGUCUGGCCUGGAGCGGCAUGUCCACGAUCUUCGGCCGCCUGAUGCCGCGCCUACGAGACAGAAGCUAG
Messenger RNA from Symbiodinium natans, 2115 nucleotides. The record is from the annotation of a GenBank genome assembly. NCBI's taxonomy places the organism in Eukaryota, Dinophyceae, Suessiales, Symbiodiniaceae.